This is a messenger RNA of Nerophis lumbriciformis (worm pipefish), 774 nucleotides long. NCBI's taxonomy places the organism in Eukaryota, Metazoa, Chordata, Actinopteri, Syngnathiformes, Syngnathidae. The record is from RefSeq and is a predicted model, not a curated record.
AUGGAGGCUAGCGAGCGCUCGGCGGAUGACGCCGGCGAACAAAGUUUCAUUUCGCACCUAGUUGAGUUGCGCGAGCGGCUGCUCAAGGCCGUGUCGGUGACGGGCAUCUUAUUGAUUGGGUUAAUGAUCUAUCCCGGUGCAAGUCGAGUCUACGCCGUGCUGGCCAAACCGCUACUGGCACAAAUGCCAGAGGGCACCAGCAUGAUAGCGACGGAGGUUGCGUCGCCCUUUCUAACGCCGUUCAAGAUGACCUUCAUGCUGGCACUGUUCCUGGCCGUGCCGGCCAUCAUGUACCAAGCCUGGGCCUUCGUGGCGCCAGGUCUGUACAAGCACGAGCAGCGGAUCGCCACACCGUUGUUGAUCUCCAGCACGGUGCUGUUUUACCUAGGCUGCGCCUUCGCUUACUUUGUGGUGUUCCCGAUUAUCUUCGCCUUCUUUAACUCAGUCGCGCCCGAGGGCGUGGCGGUGAUGACGGACAUCGGCAAGUACCUCGAUUUCGUGCUAGUGCUGUUUUUCGCGUUCGGGAUUGCCUUCGAGGUGCCGAUCGCGGUGUUGAUUCUGAUCGCGAUCGGCGUGACCACUCGCGAGGCGCUUGCGGCCAAGAGAGCCUAUGUGAUCGUCGGUGCCUUCGCCAUUGGGAUGCUGAUCACACCACCGGACGCCAUAUCACAGACGCUGUUGGCGGUGCCGAUGUGGCUGUUAUUCGAGUUGGGCUUGUUCAUCUCAGGAUUCGUGUUGAAGGACCGCAAUCAGCAAGAUUUGGACGAACCGUAG